GCUAUCCCACUCGUGAUGCAGGUUCGAAUCCCACUAGCGCCCAUUGCUUUCUUUUUUGUUUUCUUUGGUAUAAAGCAGUGUAGUUUUUCCAUUGGGAUUUGUGGGUACAAAAUAUAAAAUUAACAAUCCAAACCCAAAAGUAAAAAGGCAAACGAAGCAGCUUUUUCCAUUGGGAUUUGGGGUACAAAAUAUAAAUUGUACCAACAAAGCCAAAUCUUUCUCUUUCUCUUUAUAUUAACGAUCCAAAGCCAGCUUUUUUUUUAAGUUCAUCUUUCUCUUUCACAACAAAGCCAAAUCAAAAAUAAAUUUUCAAAAAAGCUAGGGUUUUAACUUUUGCUUGAAGCCUGCAAAUCACCACUUCGUUUGCCCCCUUUCACUGGAGAACGCGAUGCCGACGGACCUCUGAUUGCUGACUGCCGACUGGUAUGGAUCUUUAAGCAAAAGUCAAGAUGAUCACGAAUUUCUUCAAGCCUCAAGCUCCUUCAAAUACUAUUCCUAGCUCUCCUUUGCCAAGUUCUUCGUCGCCUGUCAAUCUUUUCAAUGCAUCGGAUAAUGACAAAGUGUUGGCUGAUUUGGAUCUUAAAUCAGAUCCUGCUGAAAGAAAACAAAUGUCGAAAUUUUCUCCUAAUAUACGUGACCGAGUGAGGAGAUAUUACAUACUAAAGAAACCUUGCUAAUCUGAAGAAUUUGAAUUUCCAAGUAGAGAUAUUGGAGGAGAAUUGCGUCAUUUUAAUCCCGAUUGGUUUGACGAUCCAUAUUCUCAAUGGUUAGAAUAUAGUGUUAAAAAAGAUGCAGCAUUUUGCUUAUGUUGUUACUUGUUUAAAAAUGAGCUUGGAGGAUAUGGAAAAAAAGUAAGUGAUGCUUUCACAACGAAAGGUUUUCGAAGUUGGAAUAAAGGUAUAGAAAGGCUUAAAAAGCAUGUGGGUGAAGUGAAUAGUGUUCAUACUCGACGUUUCAUGAUGAUGCUAGAUUUGAUGAAUCAAGAACAAUCUAUUCUAACUUCAUUUGACAAGCCUUUCGAGAAAUUUAAAGGUGAUUAUCGGGUUCGCUUGAAUGCUUCGGUUGAUGUGAUAAGGUAUCUUUUAAAAGAAGGAAUGCCUUUCCGGGGUCACAAUGAGUGUGUAACUUCUACAAGAAGGGGUCAUUUUCUAGAUCUCUUAAAGUGGUAUGCCGAUAAGAAGGAAGAUGUAAAAAAUGUGUUACUAGAAAAAUCUCCAAAAAAUAACACCACGACUUCUCCCGAUAUCCAAAAAGACAUUGUGAAUUCUUGUGCAAAAGAAACAGUGAAUGCAAUUAUUGAAGACUUGAACGGAGAUUACUUUGGGAUAUUGGUUGAUGAGUCUAAGGAUGUUUCUCAUAAGGAACAAAUGGCUCUUGUCUUGAGAUAUGUAAACAAGGAGGGUAAAGUUAUUGAGCGUUUUCUUGGUCUUGUUCAUGUGAAAGAUACAUCUGCAAAGUCAUUGAAAGAAGUGAUCUAUUCUUUGCUUUUAGACCAUUCUUUGAGUCGAUCUCAAAUACGGGGACAAGGUUAUGAUGGAGCUAGUAACAUGCAAGGAGAAAUUAAUGGUCUUAAAACUCUGAUUCUGAAAGAUAAUUCUUCGGCAUAUUGCGUACAUUGCUUUGCUCAUCAAUUGCAAUUGACUCUUGUAGCCGUUGCAAAAAAAACAUCAUGAUGUGAAUAAUUUUUUUGACAUUCUUGCCAAUAUUUUAAAUAUCGUUGGAGGUUCUUUUAAGCGUAGGGAGAUGCUUCGAGAUGAUCAAGCUGAAAAAUUAGAGGAAUUACUAGUGCUCGGUGAAGUUCAUACGGGAAGUGGAUUAAAUCUAGAACUUGGACUUCAAAGGCCUAGUGAUACCCGUUAGGGAUCUCAUUUUAAGAUGGUACGUAACUUCAUUUCCUUAUUCUCAUCAAUUGUGCAUGUACUUGGAGUUCUUG
Lycium barbarum (goji berry) is the source of this 1933-nucleotide messenger RNA. RefSeq lists its product as uncharacterized. Bases 957 to 1673 code for a protein of 238 amino acids. NCBI's taxonomy places the organism in Eukaryota, Viridiplantae, Streptophyta, Magnoliopsida, Solanales, Solanaceae. The record is from RefSeq and is a predicted model, not a curated record. The transcript is spliced from 2 exons.